Carya illinoinensis is the source of this 3376-nucleotide messenger RNA. RefSeq names its product U-box domain-containing protein 6-like. Gene Ontology annotation, cellular component: nucleus; cytoplasm. NCBI's taxonomy places the organism in Eukaryota, Viridiplantae, Streptophyta, Magnoliopsida, Fagales, Juglandaceae. The record is from RefSeq and is a predicted model, not a curated record. Bases 881 to 2818 code for a protein of 645 amino acids. Gene Ontology annotation, molecular function: ubiquitin-protein transferase activity; protein binding. Gene Ontology annotation, biological process: protein ubiquitination. The transcript is spliced from 4 exons.
GCUAUAACUGGGGAUUCUGUUAUUCUAAAGUUCGAGAAGGCAAGAUGUGCACUUCAAGACAGUCUCAGGCACAUCGACGAUAUUGUCCCACAAUCAAUUGGUUCUCAGGUGCGCGCAUAAUAACCUUCUUCUAUCCAUUGAAUGAGUUUUUACUUGAUUGUUAAAUUGAUGUAAUCUCGUCAUUCCUUUGGACUGCCAAACCGGAUUAGUGAAUCUAUUCGCUGAGUUCCAACUGCUUUGGGAAGUUUUAUCCAUGCUUGUAUGGCUUCAGCAGUCUUGCAAGAUACGUUUCCCUCCAUUAUGGGCAACGUUGACAUGCAUCUUUAUUCAUGUGCCAUGCUAUCGCAUCUGCUAUCACGGGCUUUACAAAAAUAUGAGCUCUAAUAUUUGUGACAAUUGGGCUUUAAUGUAUGGGUAAAAAACGAUGGGUUGACUUGAGUUAACUAAACUUAAAAAAAAAACUUGAAGACAUAGUAUGAAACUUUGACAGCCAAGUGUACAUGAUAUAGUGAGUUUAAGCUGGGAUUUUUUGUUUGAGGCCACUAUGUAGGCCCUUGUCUGAUGAUGUGUUGUGGGUCCAUGGGAGGGCAUCCGUUAACUUGCAUAUAAGGAGAGCUCGUGAUUGUUUAAAAGCCAGAGGAUUUCUUUCCCUUUUUACCAUUUUGGCUGGUAAGGUGUUAACCUGCUUUUCCUUGUCAAAGAAAGAGGGGAAGAAAAGAUUUUGCUGAUUAUAUUUGAUUCAGCCUUCCAUGACCUGGCUUUGGAUAAUUUGCUUGCUUUUAUUUGGUAUUCAAAACAGAGUUAUAAUUGAGAUGUGAAAGAUUUUGCAAGCCUGUUUCAAAUAUUUCAGAUGUUGCUCACAUGCUGGACGGCCAUCUAAAUGAUCCUGAUUCAGAAGAUUGUGAAUGAACUUGACGAUACUGUCUUCACGCUUGAUCCAUUAGAGAAGCAUGUUGGUGAUGAAAUUAUUGCAUUGCUCCAGAAGGGGGAAAAAAUCAAUAACAGUAAUGUUAAUAACGAGCUAGAAUGUUUUCACCAGGCUGCUACUAAACUUGGAAUAACCUCUUCGAGAGCAGCUCUUACAGAGAGAAGAGCUCUCAAGAAACUCAUAGAAAGAGCUCGUGUGGAAGAAGACAAGAGGAAGGAAUCAAUUGUGGUUCAUCUCUUACAUCUCAUGAGAAAGUACUCCAAAUUAUUUAGAAGUGAGAUCUCUGAUGACAAUGAUUCACAGGGUUCUACUCCUUGUUCUCCCACUGUUCAGGGCUCUCUUGAUGAUUGUGAACCUAGUGGCAAUGGUCAUCCCUUUGAAGGGUUGAAGCCAAACAACAGAAGAUCAGGGCAGAUGCCUCCUGAAGAAUUGAGGUGUCCAAUAUCAUUGCAGCUUAUGUAUGAUCCGGUGGUCAUUGCUUCUGGGCAAACAUAUGAGAGGAUCUGCAUUGAGAAAUGGAUUGGUGAUGGGCAUAAUACCUGCCCAAAGACUCAACAGAAGCUCUCACAUCUCUCAUUGACUCCUAAUUACUGUGUUAAAGGUCUCAUUGCUAGUUGGUGUGAACAGAAUGGAGUUUAUAUUCCUGAUGGGCCUCCUGAGUCUCUUGACCACAACAAUGUGAGGCUGGCAUUAUCCGAGUCUGAAUCUGCAAUUUCAAGAGCUAUGGACAGUGUUGGCUCUUGCAAUCCAAAGGGGGUUAAGGCUAUUCCUUUAGAGGAGUGUGGUACCACAGAGGAGGUUGAAGGAAAUGAAAUGGAAAAUUUGUCUCCUAAGCUGGAAGAGUGUGAGCUUGGUUUGUUGGAAAGUUACCAGCAUUUUCUGUCUGUCUUGGAUGAGGAGGAAGAUUUGAGGAAAAAGUGUAUAGUGGUGGAGCAAAUAAGGUUGUUGCUGAAGGAUGACGAGGAGGCUAGGAUUUUUAUGGGGGGCAAUGGGUUUGUGGAAGCUCUUUUGCGAUUUCUAGAUUCAGCUUUGCAUGAAGGGAAUGUAAUGGCUCAGGAAAGUGGUGCCAUGGCUCUCUUCAACCUAGCUGUCAACAAUAGCAGAAACAAGGAAAUGAUGUUUGCUGCAGGAGUAAUUUCCUUGUUGGAGGAGAUGAUCUCCAACCCCAAUUCCCAUGGAUCUGCCACAGCUCUCUAUCUGAACCUGUCCUUCCUUGAAGAAGCCAAGCCUGUCAUUGGCUCAAGUCCGGCAGUUCCUUUCUUAACCCAGAUCCUUCGAGCUAAUACUGAACCCCAGUGCAAGCUUGAUGCCCUCCAUGCCCUCUAUAAUGUCUCCACUCUUCCAUCCAAUAUUCUAAACCUCAUUUCAGCUGGUAUCGUCAGUGGCCUCCAAUCCCUUCUUGCAGCUUCUGGUGAUCAUAGGUGGGCAGAAAAAGUCAUUGCUGUCCUUAUAAACCUGGCUUCAUGUCAGUCAGGAAAGGAUGAGAUUAUAUCAGCACCUGGCCUUAUUGGUGGACUAGCAACAAUGCUAGACAUUGGCGAGCCUAUUGAGCAGGAGCAAGCUGUCUCAUGUCUCUUGAUUUUGUGCAAGGGAAAUGAGAAAUGCAGUCAAAUUGUUCUACAAGAAGGGGUAAUACCUGCACUGGUGUCAAUGUCAGUGAACGGGACUUCCAGGGGGAAAGAUAAGGCUCGGAAACUUCUGAUGCUGUUUAGGGAGCAUCGACAACGAGACCAACCACCACCUACUGUGAUGCAUCGGCUUGCUGAAAAGAGGGAGAAUCCUAUGCCUGCAUUAGAAUCGAAGCCGCUAUGUAAAUCAAUCUCUAGAAGAAAGAUGGGUAAAGCAUUUAGCUUUUGGAGAAGCAAGAGCUAUUCAGUUUAUCAAUGUUAGGUUCAGAGUAGUAAAAUUUUUCGUUUUGAUAGAGAAAAUAUGUAUAGGCUCCUUGUAAUUUAUGGGUCCUGCACUUUUAGGUAGGAGUCAGGACUACGUGUAUUGUAUUGUAUAUGUCAAUUCAAGCCCUGGGUAGCAUUGGAAGCCCUAUGGUGCCUGAUUCCGUGUGAAAGCCAAAGCGCAUGACUGUCAGUAUCAGCGCCAAAUCACUCGUAAUUUGAUAUUGGCUCGAGUGGCAAAAGAUGCUUGACUACACGGUCAGAGAAAUCUUAGACGUUUAGCUUUUGGGGAGACUUCUUCCAGGUCUAAAGUUACUGAGAGUGAUGCUACGAGGGAAGGCCGAGUAUUUUUGCAAGAAUAUAUAACGUUUGACCUAUAUUGAUUUUGACACCCUUUAUUUAAGCAUCCCUUGGUGUUCAGUCUUUAAGUAGGAGUCCAGAAUCCAGAUAGAAACUUCAGGGCUGAUUAUAUAGAGAAAGGAGAUAAGUGUAAAAACCGAAUGCAUUUAAAUAUGGUUCCCAAUAAUUAGCAUUCCAUUUUAUAGAAUUUGAAAGCCUU